GAGUACCGCCGCUACAAUAUCUCACCCUCCAAGCAGAGUAUCACCAUAACAGGACAGAACGAAAGAGAGAGAAAACACGGACUGUACUUUAUUUAAAUACCCUCCACCAUCAUCCAUUUCACACCCGCUUUUCUUUUUAUUUAUUCACCUAUUUACAAAAAUCCCCCUUCGGUGCCAACAUCAAACGAAGCUCAGGAGUUGCAUUUCUCUGUGUGCUCACGACACACAAGUAACCUACCCUUAUAGCGUUUAUAACCUACCCCCCUCCCGGAGGAAACAAUGAGUGCUUCCAGUUGGGCGAACGCGCAUUCCAGAAUGUAAGUACCACCACAAGCAACAAACUACAUUUCCUUCCCUUCUAUUCCCACUAUCAUCACCACCACCACCACCACCACCACCCCUCCAUACAAACACAAACACACACACACAUAUACCCGGUUCACCGAAUUGCCUUUGCAAUUGCUAACCUUUUAUUUUCCGGGAAUUUUGUUCGAAAAAUAAAGCGGAACUCCUGCCAGCAUGAUGUCGGAUCCCUCUACAGCGAAAUCGGUAAAAUCCCGUUCGACGGGCAUCACCACCCCCGGCGUAAGCCCUGCGUAUUCCAAGAAGUUGGUCGUUGUUGGCGAUGGUGGCUGCGGCAAGACAUGUCUGUUAAUAUCUUACUCGCAAGGCUACUUCCCUGAGGUUUGUCCGACGCCGUUUCCCCUUGGAAUGACUCCCCCCCGCCUUCCAUUGUGCUAAUGGUGGCGAUGGAUGCGCAUGGCGAAAUAGAAAUAUGUUCCUACGGUGUUUGAGAAUUAUAUUACACACAAGUUUCACGAGGGCAGUGGGAAGACUGUUGAGUUGGCGUUAUGGGAUACAGCUGGUCAGGAGGAAUAUGAUCGUCUGCGCCCGCUAUCGUAUCCGGAGACGGAUGUCCUGUUUGUCUGCUUUGCCAUUGACUCUCCGCAUUCACUCGAGAAUGUUCUCGACAAGGUACGUUGGCUUCUCCGUUUCAAUUGGCUAGGAUAACUGGCUAAUCAAUGCUGGACGGAUAGUGGUAUCCGGAGGUCCUUCACUUCUGUCCGUCGACACCUCUCAUCCUCGUCGGACUGAAAACAGACCUUCGCAAGAAUCGGAAUGUAAUAGAGCUAUUGAAGACGCACGGUAUGACUCCUGUCACACCGCAACAGGGAGAGGAUGUCUCGAGGCGCAUGGGAGCCAGGUAUGCCGAGUGCAGCAGUAAAGAGAUGACGGGCGUACACGAGGUCUUCGACCUGGCGAUGGACAUGGCGGUCGGGGGACCCAAAGGGAAGGGAGGAAAACCCAAGAGAAAGAAGUGUACCAUUCUAUAGUUGUGGGUAGAGUUGGUCCUUUCCCUUCUUUCUUCCCCCCUCUUCCUCCCUUUUUUUCCCACAUCACCCACAACAUUUCCUUUCACAAAUCAUCUGCCCUUUUCUCUAAAUCUCCAUUCUUGUCUUCUCAGUGGCUUUUUCCUCUCCCUCUUCCCCCCCCUCUUCCCUCCCUUUUCUUCUUUUACUCAUCGCCCUUUGUUCAAUUCACGAUUUCGUUUGUCCGGGUUCACAUCGUAUACCUUAUUUUCUUUCUUUUUGUUGUACGGGUUUCAUGGAUUCAUGGCAUGGAAAUGAUGGAGAAAGCC
This is a messenger RNA of Tuber aestivum (summer truffle), 1639 nucleotides long. The record is from the annotation of a GenBank genome assembly. NCBI's taxonomy places the organism in Eukaryota, Fungi, Ascomycota, Pezizomycetes, Pezizales, Tuberaceae.